ACACUCAAACAAAUCACACAUUAACUUUUCUUACUUUUUUUUACACAAAGAUUGGCGUUAAACUUAGUCAAAGCAUAAUUGUUCUUUAUUUCUUUUUAAUAAAAUCCACAUUCACCCCACCAACCCAAAUUAAAAGGUCCAUUAAUAAUCACCCACUAAUGCAACAAUUACUUCUAGUAUCUUCACAAUAUUAUUACUUGUUGGGUCCUCUUUUGUUUUAAAGAAUAACCCAAUAGAGACACCAGAUCUAUUAUUAGAUUUAACAGCAACAACAAUAACAACAACGAUAACAACAACAACAACAACAAAGAAGAUGCAUACCAAAACAGACUCAGAGGUUACUAGCUUAGACGCAUCAUCCACCACUAGAUCCCCUCGUCGACCAGCAUACUACGUUCAAAGUCCAUCACACGAUGGUGAGAAAACAACAACCUCCUUUCAUUCCACUCCUGUUAUCAGUCCAAUGGGUUCUCCACCUCAUUCCCACUCUUCCUCAAGCCGUUUCUCUGGUUCCCGGAAAAUCAACAACCACCGUAACAACAACAACAACAACAACAAACAUUGGAAAGACAUCGAUGUCAUUGAAGAAGAAGGUCUUCUUCAAUCACAAGAUCAUCAUCAUUCUCUCACUCGUCGUUACUAUUUCCUCGCUUUUGUUCUUGGGUUCUUCCUUUUGUUUACUCUUUUCUCUCUUAUCCUUUGGGGUGCUAGUAGACCCAUGAAACCCCAUAUCACAAUCAAGAGUAUAAAAUUCGACCAUGUUAGAGUUCAAGCUGGUUCAGAUGCUACUGGUGUGGCAACUGAUAUGAUCACAGUGAAUUCAACAGUGAAAUUCACUUAUCGCAACAAGGGAACAUUCUUUGGUGUUCAUGUCACAUCCACACCGUUAGAUCUUUCCUAUUCAGACAUCAUAAUUGGUACCGGAAAUAUGAAGAAAUUUUAUCAAUCAAGGAAGAGUGAAAGAUUAGUGAAUGUGGCAGUGAUGGGAAGCAAGAUACCAUUGUAUGGAAGUGGUGCUGGUCUAAGCAGCACAACGGGUAUGCCAACAUUGCCAGUGCCAUUGAAAUUGAACUUUGAGAUACGAUCUAGAGCUUAUGUGCUUGGAAGAUUGGUCAAACCAAAGUACUACAAGAGGAUUCAUUGUUCUGUGGUUUUUGAUCCCAAGAAGAUCAAUGUUUCGGUUUCCCUCAAGAAUUCUUGCACAUAUGAUUGAGUAGUAAGAAGAAGCACAUGGAAAUGGAAAAUUAAAUUAAAUAAUAAAAAGUGAUUCAUUGGUUUAUAGAAAAAAAGAUGGAAAAACGCGUUUUUGUACAACUUUUGGCUGCAUUAACACUCCACAUUAGAAAUAUUGGAUUCGGUGGAAACUUGUGAGUUGUGAUCACUAUUACCUUUUUUUUCUUUUUCAAUUAUUUUUGUCCCAUAAGGUUAAGGUGUAAUAAUGUAUUUAAUCAGAAUGUUGUAAUUUCAUUUUUAUUUAAGGUAAUUAUAGUGUAAUUAUAGCCAAAAAAAAGUUGAUUUUUUCGUUGAUUAGUUUGUGAUGUCGGUUUUGUACUUAUUCUAAGCUCCACAUGUAAGGGCUAAGUCCCUGAUUGUGAAAUAGGCAACUUUUUUCCACACAUAUUGCCAAAUUUCAUACAUAGACAAAAAAAAA
Messenger RNA from Cicer arietinum (chickpea), 1651 nucleotides. RefSeq lists its product as uncharacterized. The record is from RefSeq and is a predicted model, not a curated record. Lineage: Eukaryota; Viridiplantae; Streptophyta; Magnoliopsida; Fabales; Fabaceae.